AUGACAUUCUCCCCUAUGAUAGACGAUGAAUCUUGGAAAGAACCUAAGGGUCAGAUCCGCUGCUCACAACUGAUGGACGUAGGUCUCGUCGUCGAAAUGAACUCCAAUCUGUCGUUAGUCACUUAUGAUAGCGCUACUCAUCGAACAUUUGGCCUCUGCCUACUGAGAUUUGAGGGAAAUGCGCAACGUCUCAUGCAACGUAUCGAACGCCUCCCUAAUUUUGCAAUCAGCCCACUAUUUGCACCAGUCGUCAUUGCUGGAAUCGCGGUACACGAUAUGAGGACGUAUUCUAACACAAUCAUUGUGGAGAGUUUUACCAUGGAGUCAGCGCUGGGCUAUUGGUCACGAGAGUCAGACGACCGUGUGGAGAGAGACUCAAAUCUUGCCAAGACGAUACAGUCUUUGAAUGCGCUCUCGAUCAGAAUUGCCGACAUUGAGUUCAUCCUUUCCAAGACGACGUCUGCCCUAGAUUUUCUGAAUGAGCAGCUCCUAGUAUGGCCCGAAGAACCUGGUGUCCCUAUUCGUAUUGAGUUACAGGAGCAAACCAGAUGGCUACGGCAGUUUACUCUGAAUUGGAUGGGUAUGAUCAAACGAACACAGUAUAACGUUCAGUCAAUGACACAAACUAUAUAUGCGACUCUUCAGCAAAGAGACAACCAGCUCAACCAUCGCUACGGUGCCGACAUGCGACUGAUUACCGCUAUCACUCUCAUCUUUCUUCCCAGAACUUUCGUCGCAACCUUCUUCAGUACAACAUUCUGGGACUUCUCUCCUGAUAACAAAGGCACGAAAGUAACUUACUGGGUGUAUUUGUACUUUGUGGUCACAAUAGGGCUGACGCUCUUAGUGCUCGUAGUGUGGAGAAAAUUCAGUGUGCUCAAACGAUUGGCUGCAAAUUUGGGGCAAGUGGUGCACCGAAUACCUUUGCUGGGGAAACUGAUGAAGAAGAAACGGGUGGAUGACGAAGAGGUGGGGAAGAAGGGUGAUUGA
Messenger RNA from Alternaria postmessia, 990 nucleotides. RefSeq lists its product as uncharacterized. Gene Ontology annotation, molecular function: metal ion transmembrane transporter activity. The record is from RefSeq and is a predicted model, not a curated record. Gene Ontology annotation, cellular component: membrane. Lineage: Eukaryota; Fungi; Ascomycota; Dothideomycetes; Pleosporales; Pleosporaceae. Bases 1 to 990 code for a protein of 329 amino acids. The transcript has 3 exons. Gene Ontology annotation, biological process: transmembrane transport; metal ion transport.